Molecule: messenger RNA, 366 nt
Organism: Seminavis robusta
Lineage: Eukaryota; Bacillariophyta; Bacillariophyceae; Naviculales; Naviculaceae
Source: the annotation of a GenBank genome assembly
AUGAGCGUUGUCGGUCGAUAUCUGAUUGUACUCUUGUACAUCAUGAUGUUUGUUCCUCAUGCUGCCACGCAACUUCGAGCAAAAGAAGAGAUACCGGAACAAAACGUGAUCUCACGGGGCCUCACGACCGAUCCAGAAGAUUUUCCUUGUCCCGAAUCGAACAAUUGCAUGUUGGGGUCGCUGCGGGGCCAACGCAUUCACCGAAACUACUUUUUCGGCAUGUUUUGCCAGGCGAAAUGCGAGCUAGCAAUUCUGCCCUUGUUGUUACCCAAGAUCAGCGGUGGUCUCUACGGCUGUGGUGAAUGCCCCACUCCAGCAUUGAGUGGCGACGAUGAACCGUGGGUGGCUCCAUCCGUUGCACCAUGA